Messenger RNA from Coffea eugenioides, 2608 nucleotides. Its product is annotated as fimbrin-2. The transcript has 14 exons. The coding region runs from base 221 to 2215 and encodes 664 amino acids. Gene Ontology annotation, biological process: actin filament bundle assembly; actin filament network formation. Lineage: Eukaryota; Viridiplantae; Streptophyta; Magnoliopsida; Gentianales; Rubiaceae. The record is from RefSeq and is a predicted model, not a curated record. Gene Ontology annotation, cellular component: cytoplasm; actin filament; actin filament bundle. Gene Ontology annotation, molecular function: actin filament binding.
CCACUUUCUCCUCCUCCCCCCACCCCACCUUGCUUUCAUUUCACUGCCAGCUCUACCCCGUCCCCAUUGUUUGUUAGAGGCCUUCUUCCUUCUCCUCUUCCUCUGUUUCCUCACAACUCCCUCUUUAGUGAGAGAGAGAGAGUACACAAACCAAAAGUAUCAAUUCACUUCCGUUGGACAAAAGAAAAAAACAGAGAUCCUCUGUUUGAAUCGCAAGAGAAUGGCUGGUUAUGUAGGCGUGUUGGUGUCGGAUCCAUGGCUGCAGAAUCAGUUCACUCAGGUGGAGCUUCGGAGCUUGAAAACUCAUUUCUCGACGAUCAGAAGAGAAAAUGGAGGAGUUUUGAAGGUGGCUGACCUGCCGGCGAGAAUGUGUAAACUGAAACACGUUGGAGAGAGUCUUACCGAAGAGGAACGAUCUGCAUUUCUUCAAGAUUCGUACCAGAACUUGGAUGAAGAUGUUGAUUUCGAGCUGUUCCUUCGGGUCUAUUUAAAACUUCAAGCACAUGCCUCUGCAAGAAUGGGAAGUGUAAAAACUUCAUCUGCUUUCCUCAAGUCUCCCACUUCUACCUUGCUUCACACAAUCAGUGAAUCCGAGAAGGCAUCCUACGUGGCACACAUUAAUAACUAUCUUGCAGAGGAUGAGUUCAUAAAGAAAUACCUCCCCAUUGAUCCUUCAACUAAUGACCUGUUUGAAAUUGCCAAGGAUGGAGUUCUUAUCUGUAAGCUCAUUAAUGUGGCAGUGCCAGGAACAAUUGAUGAGCGGGCAAUAAAUACCAAGAGAUUACUCAAUCCAUGGGAAAGAAAUGAGAAUCAUACCCUUUGCCUCAACUCUGCCAAGGCAAUUGGAUGUACUGUAGUCAAUAUAGGAAAUGAAGACUUUAUUGAAGGAAGGAGGCAUCUUGUUCUUGGAUUGAUAUCGCAGAUUAUAAAGAUACAACUACUGGCGGAUCUCAAUUUAAAGAAAACACCUCAAUUGGUGGAAUUGGUUGAUGAUAGUAAGGACAUUGAGGAGUUGAUGAGCCUUGCUCCAGAAAAAAUUUUGCUUAGGUGGAUGAAUUUUCAGUUAAAAAAAGCAGUAUACAAGAAAACAGUCACAAAUUUCUCUUCUGAUGUAAAGGAUGCUGAGGCUUAUGCUUAUCUCUUGAACAUUCUUGCUCCCGAGCAUAGUAGUCCAGCUACAUUAGCUACAAAAGAUCCUUUGCAAAGAGCAAAGCUCGUUUUGGAACAUGCAGAUAGAAUGGGCUGCAAGAGAUACAUAACACCAAAAGAUAUUGUGGAAGGAUCUCCAAAUCUUAACCUUGCUUUCGUGGCACAUAUUUUCCAGCAUAGGAAUGGUCUCUCUACACAAACAAAACAGAUAUCUUUUCUUGAAUCAUCGCCAGAUGACACCCAAAUCUCCAGAGAGGAGAAAGCAUUUCGAUUUUGGAUAAAUAGUCUGGGAACCUCAACAUACAUAGACAACAUUUUUGAAGAUGUCAGAGAUGGAUGGGUGCUUCUAGAGGCGCUCGACAAGGUGUCUCCGGGUAUUGUUAACUGGAAAAUCGCUUCUAAACCUCCAAUCAAGAUGCCAUUCAGGAAAGUUGAAAACUGUAACCAAGUUGUCAAGAUUGGGAAACAAUUGAAGUUUUCGCUGGUUAAUAUUGCCGGAAAUGAUAUUGUUCAAGGAAAUAAGAAACUGAUUCUUGCUUACCUUUGGCAGUUGAUGCGAUGUAACAUGCUUCAGCUCCUGAAGAACUUGAGAUUCCAUUCUCAUGGAAAGGAAAUAAUGGAUAUUGAUAUUUUAGAGUGGGCUAAUACCAAAGUCAAAAAUUCAGGAAGCAACAGUCGUAUGUGCAGUUUCAAGGAUAAGAGUUUGUCUGAUGGCACAUUUUUCCUUGAGCUGCUUAGUGCUGUAAAUCCUCGAGCUGUUAAUUGGAGUCUUGUUACAAAAGGAGUAACUGAGGAGGAGAAAAGGAUGAACGCAACCUACAUUAUUAGUAUUGCAAGGAAGCUGGGAUGCUCUAUAUUUCUCCUUCCCGAAGACUUAAUAGAGGUGAACCAAAAGAUGAUCCUGACACUGACGGCAAGUAUUAUGUAUUGGUACUUGAAACAACCUACAGAAGACCAAACAUCAUGUGGAUCAUCUGAUAGCGAAAGCCUUCUGGAUACAACCUCAAAUUCUGCAACAGAUGAUACGGCUUCUGAGUCAUCCGCAGAUGAAAAUAGUAAUAGAUAAUUCGGCUCUUUUCAUAAAGUUCUAUGUUGCUAUUGCAUUGUUUUGAUAUGAGGUUUUGAAGGCCCCCAUCCCCCACCUCCCGAAAAGGCAAAACCAAAAAAAAAAAAAAAAAGAGAUUUUCAAAUUUAUGGUGACGACCCUUUACAAAUCAGUGUAUUGGAUGGAUGUUCUCUGUCUAAAAGCAAAUGCCCAUGUGAAUAGAUAGGAAUACGUAUUUGUACUAGAAGAAGAAAUGCUAUGCUGGUGAUUGAUUUUUGCCUGUCGGCAAUUCUGCAAAACCACUAUUGAAGUUCUGUACUUCAACAAAGAAGUAUGGCAAAAAUGGAAUGCCUUAUCGUGUAAUUUCAAGUUGUAACAAUCUCAGAGAGUCUCUUCCUGUCUUACUGGGACGUA